AUGUCUGGUGAUGGUGAUAGAAAAUCCUCAAAAGCUUGGCAGUUUUUUAAGGACCUCAAAAAUGAUAAAGCCAAAUGCAAUUUUUGUCAGAAAGAAUUUUCAUACAAAGGCGGUGGUGCUUACAACCUAAUCAGACACACAAAAAGCAAGCAUCCACAAGUGUUUGUCGCUAUACGUGAAUGUCCGAUUGAAAAUAUAGCUUCUUCUGCAACAGAAAUCCAUAAUUUGACAACACAUUCCACUGAUUCGACAGCACAAGAACUUGAGAUGCCUACUGCUUCCACAUCUACUGCUUCAACUUAUGUCAUGCCUGAAACAUCUGAUUUCUUACCAGCCACCACUAAAAACACCAACCUAUAUAAAAAAGCUUCAGCCACUAACACGAAACUAACACAGUACUUUUAUAAACCGCUUUCUGCUAAAAAAACUGAACAUCUAAACAAAAUGCUAGUAAAAUUAUUCACAAAAAAUUACUUAGCCUUCCAUCUCAUUGAAUCCCCUGAACUCAAAGAUUUUAUUAAAGAAUUAAAUCCAGCCUACCAGUUACCUAGUCGUAAGACGUUAUCUAAUGCAUUGAUGACUAAUGUCUAUAAUCAAACAAAAGAAAAGGUUAAGUCAGAACUCUGUCAAGCAGAACAUGUGUGCAUUACAACUGAUGGGUGGACAUCAGCCCCCAUUGAUAAUUACUUAGCCGUGACAAUACAUUUUUUCAAUCAGCAAGCAGAAUUAAAAUCUUUUUUGUUGGAAUGUACACAGUUUCCAGAUAGACAUACUUCAGAAAACCUAGCACUAGAACUAAAAAGAAUUCUGACAAAAUUGUAG
This is a messenger RNA of Parnassius apollo (apollo), 822 nucleotides long. Lineage: Eukaryota; Metazoa; Arthropoda; Insecta; Lepidoptera; Papilionidae. The record is from the annotation of a GenBank genome assembly.